Messenger RNA from Neohortaea acidophila, 1044 nucleotides. RefSeq lists its product as uncharacterized. The transcript has a single exon. The coding region runs from base 1 to 1044 and encodes 347 amino acids. The record is from RefSeq and is a predicted model, not a curated record. Lineage: Eukaryota; Fungi; Ascomycota; Dothideomycetes; Mycosphaerellales; Teratosphaeriaceae.
AUGGCGCAAGUUACCACGGAAACACAUGCUGAUAUCGGGAUGCCAUCUCUUACCUCGAGCUAUAUCCACCAAGAGUUGUCUCGGUUCGCCGACAUUCAAGCCAGAGGUAUCAGAUACGAGUUUCAGCAGCAAGAGAAGCGGACGCACGACCAAAUCAAAGAGCAAGGUGAACGAACACGCGCACAAUUCGAGGACGUUCACGCUCGAUUUGAUCUCGUGCAAACAAAACAAGAUCUGAUGCAGGCAAAGCAAGAUCUUCUGCAAGCAACACAGGUCAUAAUAAGCGCUAGGCAGAGUAAUCAGACGGCAUACCGGCUCACGAGCAGGAUUUAUCCUGUAGAAAUGUUUGACACGACCAAACAGAUUCUUCGCAAGCCUCCUGAGGAUAGCUUCCCUCGCUGGGUCGGUAAUUUCUGGCGCCUCAAACAACCGCGCAACUGGAGCAAGCUGGCAAAAUUGCAUGAGUUUUACAAGACGGAUGGGUGGAAAAGAUGGGGUGUCCGCUCCUUCGAAGAUGUGAAUGGUGAAGAUGCAGAGGACGAGGCACAAGAGGAGGUGGAAGAGGAAGACGAAAUUGAGCUUGCACCAGGCCACACGUCUUUUGCAGAAGCCAUCGAGUACGCUCCAGACAUAGCAUUGAGCGAGCUGGCGCGCCACCUGGGUCUCAAUUACGACGAAAUAGGCGUCCGCGUCACGAAUGCUUUGGUGUCCGAUAUUUCCGGGCGGAUCACAGCACAGCGGUCGAAGCGGGCGAGCAGUGCUGUGGUCGACGUGAUGCAAGAAGGAAAGCGGUACAAAACGCUCGGAACGAGAGAAACGGACGCAAAGAUACCCUCACCGAUCGAAGGAAAGCAAACCCCAUCUCCUGAGGACGAGGGCAAUGACCGGAAUCCACCUUCGCCUACGGAAGUCAAUACUCCUCCCGGAAGACUGCCCCUGCGAGACUUGAUUGGCAACGAUGUUCCCACGAGAAUUGAGGAGUCCCCGCGAACGAUCAGUACGAGAAUUGGUUGGAAACCACCGUCGACGAGUUCGAAUUCUUGA